CCCCAGACCCCAACCCGAUAAACCCCUCUCUACGGUUACGCCCCCGCCCCAUUUCACGAGGCCGGAUCGCAGCCGGGUCGCGAGUAACCAUCGCCCACAAAAGGCCCAGCCUACGUGCUCUCCGCCUCUCCCUUGCCUUCGGCCUUGGCGUUGUGGCAACGACACCCUAAGCAGACUGCGCACCAAACACCCGCGCACGCUGCCGCACCGCACGGUCCGCACCCAACAAAAAGCUACGGCCUCGCUGCUCUCGAGAGCCCGGAUGGAUCCCACGUUAAGGGCCGUGCUGAGCCAUGGGGGAGCAGGCGGCGGCGACGGCGGCGGUGGCGGGGCGAGGGGAGGAGGAGGCAGCGACGCGCACUACAGGGGCGUGAGGAAGCGGCCGUGGGGCAGGUACGCGGCCGAGAUCCGCGACCCGUGGAAGAAGACGCGGGUGUGGCUGGGCACGUUCGAUACCCCCGUGGAGGCCGCCCUCGCGUACGACCGCGCCGCGCGCACCCUCCGCGGCGCCAAGGCCAAGACCAACUUCCCCGACAACGCCGGCGGCCACCUCCACCGCAGCCAACACCUCCACCUGGCAACACUCCCGCGGCAGCCUCCGCCGCAGGCCGUCAUGUUCGGCGGCGUCGGCCUCGACUGCCCUUCCCCGUGGCAUUUCGUCUACUUGCAGCCCCCGGCAGCCGACGCCACGACGCAUCCGGCCGCCGCACCGCCGCCGUCGACCGCGCUGGAGCUCGGCACGGGCCCCAGCCGGGGCGGCCUGCCGUUCGACCUCAACGUGGCGCCGUCGUGCUGAUGCCCGGAUCGUGACGCGGCGGCUGCCGAGGUGGUGAGCAGGUGAGGUGAGGACCGGGCGAGGGGAGCGCGGAGCACUGGUCCGGCUAGCUGUACAUAGCUAUUUAAGGAAAGUUGAGCCCUGUCUCUGUUGGGCUCGCUCCUCUGUUCUCGUUUAAGCGUUGCCAUUUCCGGUACCCUGUGUCGGCAAAUGGCGGGUGGAGCCGUAGAGAGUGGAUGCUUGUUUCACCUCGGGCAGUGGUGGCGUUUAGCGCGGUGGAAGGGGCAGCAGGUUCGGCUGGGUGCCUGGAUGCUCGAUUCGCAGGCACUGACGGCGCGCCGCGAGGGCGCUCUCGUGCGGUCGUCGUGCGCGCCCACUGCCCGGGCUGCUGUACUUUUUUUCGGCCAGGCGCUCGCGACAGGGAAGUGUUACUUCGUGCA
Molecule: messenger RNA, 1215 nt
Organism: Panicum hallii
Lineage: Eukaryota; Viridiplantae; Streptophyta; Magnoliopsida; Poales; Poaceae
Product: ethylene-responsive transcription factor 4-like
Exons: 1
Coding region: 263-796 (177 amino acids)
Biological process (GO): regulation of DNA-templated transcription
Molecular function (GO): DNA-binding transcription factor activity; DNA binding
Source: RefSeq, a predicted model, not a curated record